Acanthochromis polyacanthus (spiny chromis) is the source of this 2326-nucleotide messenger RNA. RefSeq names its product solute carrier family 39 member 1 (gene slc39a1). Gene Ontology annotation, molecular function: zinc ion transmembrane transporter activity. NCBI's taxonomy places the organism in Eukaryota, Metazoa, Chordata, Actinopteri, Pomacentridae. Gene Ontology annotation, cellular component: plasma membrane. Gene Ontology annotation, biological process: zinc ion transmembrane transport. The transcript has 4 exons. The record is from RefSeq and is a predicted model, not a curated record. Bases 178 to 1092 code for a protein of 304 amino acids.
CUCCCGGCCACCGUAGCCGCUCUCCAAAUAACAACAUCCCUGCUGCUAUUUGUCUCAGUCAAACUCUGAUCGCUGUGUCGGAGGGUCCAAUGGGUCUCGUUAUGCUUCACAGCUGAGCUCACGUCGGGGCCGUUAGGAAGCGAAAGUCACCGUCAAACCGACACUUUACUCUUCAGGAUGGAAUAUCUGCUCCAGGUGAAAGUAGGCGCUUUGAUCGGGCUGCUGCUCCUCACCCUUCUGUUCGGAUUCAUCCCAGCUCGAGUCAAAUGGUUCCGAGACACAGACGGGACAGACACCCACCGCACAGUUCUGAGUCUGAUCAGCUGUUUUGCCGGCGGAGUUUUCCUGGCAGCGUGUUUGCUCGACAUCAUUCCAGAUUAUCUGUCCGACAUCAACGCAGAGCUGGAUGCUCGGAAAGUGGAGACCAGCUUUCCUCUUCCAGAGUUCAUCAUAGCGGUCGGCUUCUUCACCGUCCUCAUACUGGAGAGGAUUGUCCUGAACUGUCGUGAGCUGAGAGGGUCUCCUGCAGAGAGAGCUCCUCUAAUAGCGGACAACAGAAACGGUCACGGACACGGACACGGUGCGACCACGAGUCCCGAUCUGGAGAGCAGCGGCCACCACGUCCACGUCGACUUCCAGGCUCACUCCCCUUUCCGUUCCUUCAUGCUCUUCCUCUCCCUGUCGCUGCAUUCGGUCUUUGAGGGCCUCGCUAUCGGCCUGCAGAGCACAGAUUCAAAGGUGUUAGAGAUCUGCAUCGCCAUUCUGGUCCAUAAGAGCAUCAUCGUGUUCAGCCUGUCGAUAAAGCUGGUCCAGAGCGCCGUUCGUCCGCUGUGGGUCGUCGCCUACGUCGGAGUGUUCGCCGUGAUGUCGCCUUUAGGCAUCGCCAUCGGCAUCAGCGUGAUGGAGGCCGAGCUGGCAGCCGGAGCUCUGAUCCAGUCCGUCCUGGAGGGGCUCGCCGCCGGGACGUUUGUUUACAUCACCUUCCUGGAGAUCCUACCACACGAGCUCAACUCCCCCGGCAGGCAGCUGCUGAAGGCGCUCUUCAUCCUGCUGGGCUUCAGCAUCAUGGCGGCGUUGACAUUUGUGGGCUGACACUCAGAUCCGUGGCUGUAAUGUGGUCUUUACGAACUGCUGCGAGCUCCUGCCAGUUUCUGGGUCACGUUCUGCCUUCAUCGGGAAAUAAGAAGGAGGUUCACUGAGUUUUCAAUGUCAAAGGGAGCAUGAUGACUGGUUUUAUUGCUUUCAAGGUACUUUUAGAAUUUUUGUAAUUUUAUGGUGAAGGCGUUCAGACAGUUUUUGUAUAUUUAAUUUCUUAUUGAGAUGAUUUUAUGUAAAAAUGAACCACUGACUGCUAAGUUGAAUGACUGAGAGCAAAACAGUAGAUCCUUUCAUUUAUCACUGACCUUAUUUAAAGAUGCAAACCAAACCAACGUUCACACUGUUAACCACUGGAAUCCUGACUCCAUAUCUGUACCUGCAGAUCUUCAAUGUUUACAUAUUCUUUGCUACCAAGUCAAAGGGGAAGUGUGACAGCUCCUCGUUUCCAAAAAGUACUGACUGUGCCUUGUUUUUUUUAUUUUGCAUCAUUUUAUCUUCACUAUGCGCUCAGAUGGUCUCUGUAAAGAGUUAUUGAUGCUGCUUCCAUUGGCAUAUUUGAAAAAAAUCGACUUUUAGAUGAAGUUCCUGAUGUCAGGCUGCUUUUACUGCUCAGUACAAAUUGGAUAAUGCACCACUUCUUACAUUUGUCCAGUAAACAAGUGUUGGAAAGCCAUUUUAAUCGUGGACCAAUGCAUAAGUACAACAUAAAUGUGUAAUUCUUUAUAUAUUCCAAUAACAUUUUGCUGGACACAAGACAGCACAUCGGUUUUCCAUCAGUUCUUUGGGACAACAACACAUUUUAAUAAGCCUAGCCUCUCUGUGUUCCAGCCUGAUUAUGCCAAAGUGAGCCACUGGUACCAUUCCUGUUUUAGUCCGUCAUGUGAUGGUCAGAUCGUUCUCUUGUUGUUGGCAAACAGGAAGCAGGAAUGGGUGGUUUGCUAAAAGAGAAACAGUCAGCAGAUAAAUUGUUCGCGUCCGCUCACAUGUGGCACAUUUCCACGUUAUGGUCAGCUGAUUUUCACUGAAGAUCAUGUUUUGUUUGCUUCUACAAAUAAAGGGCACGUCUGUCACUACAGUGUAAAUACUCACAGCAGCAACCUGCUCUGUAAACAUGCUGCUCUGUUUGAACUGCAUGUGCGACAUUGUGCCUUAUGGCGGCUUCAUGAGAGAGCUGACUUUAUGUUGUACAAACUGAAUCAGAGUAAAUAUAUUAAAACACUAAAACUAA